AAAGGUCGCGGUGGGAGGCUCGCAGAGGCCGGCGGUUUCCCUUUCCCCUCCUUCCCUUCCCCCGUUUCCGGCGCUCCUGAGCCCCCAGGAAAGGACAUGGAGCGGGAGUGAAACCGCCGCGGGACCUCCCGACCCCUUCCCUCCCCCCUUUCCCCGCAGCGGAGGAGCCGCGGCCUGGCGGAGGCCGGCAAGCCAACGGAUUUCUUAUCCUGUCCAAGGCUCGCUUAGCAGUUGAUGCAGAAAAUAAAGAGGGCUCGGCUGGAAAACGAACGUUCAGGAAGUUGGAGAAGUUCCUUGACCAGUUCGGGAGGAAGGCCGAGGAUGACGGCGGUGGACGCUCUGCCGGAUAGUGCCGAGGGGGUGCAAAUGGAGGACACGUCGGCGUCUUGUUUCCAGGUGGAGAAGCAUUCGUGGGAAGGGCUGCGCGAUAUCAUUCACGGCAGCCGGAAGUACACGGGCAUGAUUGUGAACAAGGCGCCCCAUGACUUCCAGUUUGUCCGGAAAUCGGAAGAAUCGAGCCCUCACUCACAUCGGCUGUAUUAUCUAGGAAUGCCGUACGGAAGCAGGGAGAACUCCCUCCUCUAUUCCGAGAUUCCCAAAAAGGUACGGAAGGAAGCCCUGCUGUUGCUGUCGUGGAAACAGAUGCUGGAUCACUUCCAGGCGACCCCUCACCACGGAAUGUAUUCCAGGGAAGAGGAGCUCCUGAGGGAGCGCAAGCGGCUGGGCGUCUUCGGGAUCACCUCCUACGACUUCCACAGCGAGAGCGGCCUCUUCCUUUUCCAGGCCAGCAACAGCCUCUUCCACUGCCGGGACGGCGGAAAGAACGGAUUCAUGGUGUCCCCGAUGAAACCUCUGGAGAUCAAGACGCAGUGCUCAGGGCCCCGGAUGGACCCCAAGAUCUGUUCCGCCGACCCGUCUUUCUUCUCGUUCAUCAACAACAACGACUUGUGGGUGGCGAACAUCGAGACGGGGGAAGAGCGCCGACUGACCUUCUGCCAGAAAGGCUUAUCCAGCGUGCUGGAGGACCCCAGGUCGGCAGGGGUGGCCACUUUCGUCAUUCAGGAAGAGUUUGACCGGUUUACAGGGUACUGGUGGUGUCCCACGUCUUGCCAAGAAGGUCCCGAGGACUGGAAAACAUUCCGGAUCCUGUACGAGGAGGUGGACGAGUCGGAAGUAGAGGUCAUCCACGUCCCGUCUCCUGCGCUGGAAGAACGGAAGACGGACUCCUAUCGAUAUCCCAGAACAGGCAGCAAGAACCCCAAGAUCUCGUUAAAGCUGGCUGAAUUUCAGACCGACAGCCAAGGGAAGAUCGUGUACGCCCAGGACAAGGAGUUGGUGCACCCUUUUACGACGAUGUUCCCCAGGGUGGAGUACAUUGCGCGGGCUGGAUGGACCCGGGAUGGUAAAUAUGCUUGGGCCAUGUUCCUAGACAGACCCCAGCAGCAACUGCAACUCGUCCUUUUCCCUCCCGCCCUCUUCAUCCCGGUGCCGGAAAGCGAGGAGCAGCGGCAGGAAUUUGCCAAAGCCGUGCCCGAAAACGUCCACCCGUUCAUCAUCUACGAAGAAGUCACCGACGUGUGGAUCAACGUCCAUGACAUCUUCUACCCCUUCAGCCUGCCAGAGGGGGAAGAGGAGGAGCUGUGUUUUAUCCGAGCCAACGAAUGCAAGACGGGCUUUUGCCACCUGUACAGGGUCACAGCCCUCCUGAAGCGGAGCAGCUACGACUGGACCCGGCCGUACGUCCCCAGCAAAGGGGACUUCAGAUGCCCUCUCAAAGAGGAACUGGCCCUGACUAGCGGAGAAUGGGAAGUCCUAGCCCGGCAUGGAUACAAGAUUUGGGUGAACGAAGAAACCAAGCUUGUGUACUUCCAGGGCACGAAGGACACCCCACUGGAGCACCACCUCUACGUGGCCAGCUACGAGUCCCCUGGGGACGUGGUGCGGCUCACCACCCUGGGCUUCUCCCACAGCUGCUCCAUGAGCCAGAACUUCGACAUGUUCAUCAGCCACUACAGCAGCGUCAGCACCCCUCCCUGCGUCCACGUUUACAAGCUCAGCGGCCCCGACGAAGACCCCCUCCACAAGCAGCCCAAAUUUUGGGCCAGCAUGAUGGAGGCUGCUAGCUGUCCUGCUGAUUACAUCCCCCCGGAGAUCUUUCACUUCCGCACCCAGUCGGAUGUAGAGCUCUACGGAAUGGUGUACAAACCUCACGACCUCCAACCGGGGAAGAAACAUCCCACUGUACUCUUCGUCUACGGAGGGCCUCAGGUCCAGUUAGUGAAUAACUCCUUCAAAGGCAUCAAGUACCUGCGUCUCAACACGCUGGCCUCUCUCGGCUACGCCGUGGUGGUGAUCGACGGUCGGGGAUCAUGCCAGAGAGGCCUUAAGUUCGAGGGGGCUCUGAAGAACCAAAUGGGCCAGGUGGAAAUUGAGGACCAGGUGGAAGGUUUACAUUACGUAGCGGAGAAAUACGGGUUCGUUGACCUCAGCCGCGUCGCCAUCCACGGCUGGUCUUACGGGGGCUUCCUCUCCCUCAUGGGCCUCAUCUGUAAGCCCCACGUCUUCAAGGUUGCCAUCGCCGGGGCUCCCGUCACUGUCUGGAUGGCGUAUGACACGGGAUACACCGAACGGUACAUGGAUGUCCCAGAAAGCAACCAGCAAGGUUACGAAGCAGGCUCGGUGGCCCUGCAUGUCGAAAAGCUCCCCAAUGAGCCCAACCGCUUGCUGAUCCUCCAUGGGUUUCUGGAUGAAAAUGUGCACUUUUUCCACACCAAUUUCCUGAUCUCCCAACUAAUCCGGGCUGGGAAACCUUAUCAGCUACAGAUCUACCCCAACGAGCGACACAGUAUUCGCUGCCCCGAAUCCGGGGAGCACUACGAAAUCACGCUGCUGCACUUUCUUCAAGAAUACCUCUGAGGGGGCGGACGUCCCUCCGCCCGCCCGCCCGCAAACCAUUGUGGACGUUGACGGCUCACACCUCUGCUCCUGCUGCCUCCGUUUAUUUUUAUUUUCCGUUGUUUCUUUUGCCCCCUUGGCAGCCUUCGAACCCAGAGCACAAGGCGUGUCUCUCUCUCUGUCCCUCUCUCUCUCUCUCUCUCUCUCUGUCUCACGUCGCCCCAAAUUGACCAGGAGAGCGGAGGCGGCCCCCUCUUUCUGGAUGGCGCGGCUCUGAGGGUCCCCUUGGGGUCCCCCCCAUCUCCUCCAUAUUUUGCUGCUACUUUCUUUGUGCUGGGAAUAAAAGACAGGCCCCUCCCAUCCUCGCCUCCGCCCUUCUCUCUCCUGGCUGCUGUGCUGUGUCUCUCUCUCUCCUCCACCCCCCUUCUCCCUGUUUUCUCUCUCUCCCUAUCCCCCGUCCCCUUGUGAGAGAAUCCCCCUAGUUGCGACCCUCCCAAAACGUCGGCAGGAGGAAGCCAAGAAACGGCUGCAGACGUCCGGCGCCUAUCAGCUGCGAUGCUCUCGGAAGCCAUUCACUGGAGGGGGUCCGUUUCGAAGCAAGAGCUGCCGAUGUGUCAGCUGCCCCCCGACCCCGCACUCGGGCAACGUCGUUUCGGAAGGGGCGGGCAGCCCAACACUGGCCUCUGGGCAAACGGCAGAAACGUCUGAUGGAUGUCUGGUUUUGUGUGUGUUUUAUUUUAUUUCGUUGCAAGGUUAUUUAUGCAAAAGUCGGCCCUUUCCUCCUCUCUUCUCGGUGCUGUGUCUUCCCCCCCCCCCCCCCCGUCCCUCAACCCUCCGUCUUUUCUGCCUCCAGUUCUCUGCAGGUCAGCGACUGUAUUCCUCCGCCCCUCCCGUUCUCACCCGUGUGUAUUUCUCCGUUCUCCUCUUCUCCCGGCCUUCUUCCUUCUUUAGACCAACCUUUCCCAGCCUCCGGCGCCCUUCUCCUCGUUCUCCAGACCGCAGAUCCCAUCAUCCCCAAGCUGGAGGCGAUGGGAAUUGUUAGUCCACCACCUCUGGAGGGUGCCAGGUUGGGAGAGCGUUGCUUUAGGUUUUACUUGGUCAGCAUGAAUUGCAGUCUUUGUGGGGUCGGGGGGGGGGGGAAAGAGGUCGGGGUCCACCACGUUUUGCACCUCAGGGGAAAAAACGCCCUGCCCACUUCUUCAAAUUCCUCCCUUCCUUCCCCCCCCCCCCGGUUCAAUUCCCACCCCCCCUUACCCCGGUUUCCUCCUUUUGGGGCGGGGCGAAAUUUAGCAAGAAGAAACUUCAACUUGCCAUAAAACCCACCUGAACCACAAAUGACCUGCCCGAGUAUCUUUAAGUGCGUAUUAUGAAAAGAAAAUAUUUUUAUGGAUUCUUAUUCUUUUAUAAUUAUGAGUGGUAAGAUGUAGUGACUCAUUAAAAUAUUGGAAACCUG
Elgaria multicarinata webbii is the source of this 4348-nucleotide messenger RNA. RefSeq names its product dipeptidyl peptidase 9 (gene DPP9). Gene Ontology annotation, biological process: proteolysis. The transcript has 21 exons. The record is from RefSeq and is a predicted model, not a curated record. The coding region runs from base 235 to 2916 and encodes 893 amino acids. NCBI's taxonomy places the organism in Eukaryota, Metazoa, Chordata, Lepidosauria, Squamata, Anguidae. Gene Ontology annotation, molecular function: serine-type peptidase activity; cysteine-type peptidase activity; dipeptidyl-peptidase activity.